CACAAGAGGAGAGAUGAUCAAUAUGGAUACGGUUAAAUCAUUCGUUAACAUAACAAAGUUAGAUUGAUUUGAGUGAUCAAUGAAUGAAAAUCAAAGUGAAAUACUUAAUUCAAACAAAAAACCAUAUGAAAAAUUUUUUAAAUCAUUAGUUCUUACACAUAAAAUACAAGAAAAUUUGAAGAAACUUAAUUAUCAAAUCAAUUUAAAACUUGAUUCUAUCAACUCUAAUGUUUAUACUGAUCAAGUUGAAGAAUCUAAUGUAUAUGAACAAAAACCAUUUAUCUUACAAUAUAUUGAACAUCAAAAUACAUUGAAUAAAAAUCAGCAAAACCAAAGAAAUACUAGCAAGAAUAAUAGGAUUAAACAAUAUUCAACACGAAAGCGUAAAAAACUAUCGCUAGAAGUAAAAUCCACCGAAUAUCCACUAGCGAUAGUCCCUAAAACUGGAGCAGUGAACCGAAUCAUUCCAAAAGAUGAUAAUCGGGAGAAUAAUCAGAUUAAAGUGAAUGUUGAGUCUUUAGACAAUGAGAAAACGAAUAUUCUAGAAGAACAUACACAGAACACUCGAAUUCAAUUCAGUGAUAUUCAUAUCCAAGAUCAUUUGAAAAUUGUCGGCUGUCGACAAAACAAACAAUCAGAACAUCAAAGAAACUCUCUGGGUGUUGACCAAAGUCAGUUACCUACUAAAACAUCAAGACAAGUAUCACAAAAGAAGAAAUUACAUUCAAUUGACGAAAAUAUUGUCAAUGAGUAUCAAGAUGGUGAUUUCAUCACUUCUGGAAUUGAAGGAAAGAAAAAAUUUGAUUAUGAUUUAUUAAAAUGUAACAGAGAGGAAGAGAAAACGUUGAAAAAACGAUGCCCAGUUCCAGUGUCAGAAAAGUCUCCAUUUUGUCUGAAUACAACAAAUAAGUGUUGUCUAUUUGGAACACGUAAUCCAUUUAUACCUUGGUUUUCGUUAGAUACUCUAGUGAUGGAAUAUGGUAGAAGAAGCCAGAAUGGACCCUUACUGUUGAAGAGAAAAAGAUGUAGAAGUGUGGACAUGGACCGUAGACACAUAUAUCAAUAUCCAUUGAAGUAUGAAAAAAAUCUUCACAGUAGCUUACUGAAUUUAAAAUAUCAAAUGAAUGAUGAACUGAUUUUAAUUCAAAACUAUACAAGUUUAUUUGAUGAGGUAUGUAGUCAAAGAAAGCAAGUAUUAGUAAUAGAAGAUAAGAAUACUAUCAUGUAUGAAGAGAAAAACUGUGGAAAAUAUUAUCCAAAGGAUGAUUGUUUCCUGAAUCGAUUUCAGCAAGAGAUUGAUCUGGAAAACAAUUUUCAACAGAAAUCAAUAGAAAAUGUAUUAUCAUCUUAUAAGAGAAUCAAUCAAUUACAUUUCAAUCCUGAAAUAUUCUACCUUCAAUUAAGCCUAUUACCUGAUCAAUCUAUUCAAUUAAAUUCAUAUGAUAUAAGCUUGCUUGUUGAACAAUCUAAAUUACAAUGGAUUAAAACAACUACUGAUGAGAAUAAUAGUAGUAUUAAUUGGACAAAACUUAUUCACAAACUACCUUCAAAUAUUGAAGUGGAUUUUAUGUAUAUUGGAGGAAAUCAAAAACACCGAAAACAGCCUUCCAAUUUUAAGCUUAUUAUGAAUGAAAUCGAUAGACUUACUCAAGACAUUGAAACUAAUCAAUUCAAGACAUUAGCAUUCAAUUUAUGUCGACGUGGUGCAUUAUACAGAAAGAUUGGUAGAUUACAAGAAGCUAAAAUUGACCUUACAAAGGCAAUUGAAAUUGAGCCCAACUUAUCAUCUGCACAUUGGAAUAUUCACUUUCUACACCUAAUAGAAGGUAGAAUAGAAGACGCAUUAUACGAUUUAAAUCAGUGUGAAAAAUGCUCAAGUAUCAUAAACUCAGUUCAUAAACUUUUCACGGAUUAUAAUUUAACUACUGACAAUCACAACAGUAGUGUAAAAAUAUGUCAGAAAAAAGUUGAACAGUUUUAUCAAAAUAUUCUCUAUUCAAAAGCCUUUAUUUACUCAAUAUUGAAUGAUUCCAAGCGUGAAAUAGAAAUAUGGACAGAUUUAAUCAAUUGCAAUCCAACAAAUGAAAAAGCAUAUCUACAAAGAGCUAUUGUAUAUCAAAAGUUAAAAAUGUUCCAUCAGGCAAAUAUUGAUUUUACGAAAAUUCUUUGUUUAAAUCCAAAAUCUCAGGAAGCUCUAUUUCAGUGUGGUUUACAUCAAUUUUACAACAAUAACUGGAGACAAGCAAUCGAUUAUUUUCAAGAGGUGAUAAUCAACAAACCAACUCAUUUUGAAGCACAUUAUUUUAUGGCUAUCAGUUUAAUUAAACUGUAUCAGUAUGACAGAUGUUUAGCAGAACUGACAGCUUGCCUUUACUACCAACCUCUGCACUAUAAGGCGUUAUUUACCCGUGGAUGUUUAUUGGCAAAAGUUUGUCCACUGCAAUCAUUACGUGAUUUAACGAUGUGUAUAUGUAUUGGUAAUCGAAAGUAUCGAACUUUAGCUAUUAUUUAUCGUGGAUUAAAAUUUUAUGAAAUGAAACAAUACACACUGGCAAUACACGAUUUUCAAACAGCUAUUCAUGAUGGUUGUCCACAAGUUCUUGAUGUCUACCGUCUACUUGGACUGACCUAUGCACAAUUGAAACUUUGGUCAAGAGCUAUCCAAACGUUUACAGAGGGGAUAAAAAACCAAACGAUGCCAGAGGAUACACAUCUUCUGCUGUGUAGAGCAGAAGCCUAUCACAGCUGUGGUCAAUAUGAAAAAGCAAUUAUGGAUAUACAACGUGUGAUACACUUGAAGCCAAAUGUAGCGCAGUACUAUUUACUACUUGGUCAUAAUUUAUCACAACUCUCACAUAUUCAAUUGGUUCAACGUUUUGUUCAACACUAUUUGAAUUUAUCACAAAUUCAAAACAAAAAUAAUAAUCAUGAACAUGUAAAACAAAUAGCAUUAUCAUAUUACUAUUUGGGCAAAUACAAUGAUGCAGAUUCAGUUUUAUCCAAAAGUCAAACAAAACACAAAUCUGUUCAACUAGAUUAUGUUCUGUUGCAUGCUUUAGUUUUGGAUAAACUCCAAAGAACAAAUGAAUCAGUGAAUCUAUUGGAAAAUACGCUGAAAAAAUCACAUCCCAAAAAAGGAACUGAAACAGUACAACUCUAUGAUCACCUUGGUCAGUAUUAUUUGAAAAUGAAAAAGUUUUCCGCAGCUAUUGAUGCCUUCACAAAUGUUAUUCACCUCAACUCCCAACAACCACACGCAUAUUUAUAUCGUGCUCAAUCUAAAUUGCGAUGGAUAAUAUCACAAGUGGAAGAAGCAUCAAAUUUAUCAAUGAAUCAGUCAGCUUGUUACCAUGAUGAGGAAGUUUUGAAUGAUAUAAGUCAAGCACUUGUAUUGAUCACUACAAAAACCUCGCCGUUCUAUGAAACCAACUUUUAUGGACCUCUAAAAUUUAUCAAUUUACUUGAUCAGUGUUUACUUACCCGGAUUGUUUAUUUUGCCUUACAUAAAAGAUACACAAAAGCUAUACUAAACUGUAAUGAAGCUAUUCAGCAAAGUCCAAAAUGGACAAGAAUAUGGAUUUACCGUGGAGUAUUCAAAUAUAUUUUAAGAACAUAUAAUUUCUGUGAAGCUGAUUUAAAUUAUGCAAUAGAGAAAAAUGAAACUUGUUCUCUAGCUUAUUACAAUCGUGGAUUAUGUCAUCAAACUCAAGCUAAUUGGAUUAAAGCAAUACAAGAUUAUGGAUCAGCUAUUGAAUACGCUUCACUGCAUGGAUUAGUUCGAUUCCUUAGUUUAAUCAACCGAUCAAUUUUGUACAUUGAGAAAUACCGGAAUUAUGAGGCGGCAUUAAAUGAUCUAUACCAAGCGGAAAUUAUAUUGAACAACACUACAUAUAUUCAUUAUAAUCAUGAGAUGAAUGAAGUUCUACCGGUAGACAGGAAUCUUAACAAAAACAAAAUAAAUCUACAUAUUAAACUCAUGCAUACAAUUGGUAUUUGUCACCAAAGACUUGAACAAUAUGCCAAAGCAGAACAAAUAUUCCAUAAAUUAACUCUAAAAGAACCUGGAUUUCUUCAAGGACAUAUUGGACAUGCUAACUGUUUAAUGGAAUAUGGAGGUUAUAUGAUAAAAAUGAAAUUAAGUGGUUCGAAAAAAUUAUGGGAACAAGCUCUUACAGAGUAUGAAUAUGCUAGUAAAUUAGACGAAUUCAAUCUUGAAGCCAGUAUUGGUCUAUCAAUGUGUUUACAGGUUCUAGGAUGUUUAAAUGAUGCAUUAAAACACAUUACAAACAGUUUAAAUAAUCAUUAUGAUCAAAUUGAAUUGAAUUGUAGUGAAACAAUAAUAAUUGAUAGUAAAUAUUUUUCAUCAAAUCAUAUCACUACACUACUUGCUGAUGCUUAUGAUUGUCGAGCAAUUAUUUACCUACAAUUAGGUCAAUUUCAAUAUGCAAUUGAUGAUUUAACUAUUGCAAUUCGAUUAAAUCGAUAUUCUACAAAAUAUUUAAUUAAUCGAGGAGUUGCACAUCUUCGAAAUCAUGAUAUAAUGUCAGCUAUGAUCGAUUUCAAGAAUGCUAUUCAAAAUGAUCCUGAAAAUAGUUUAGCGAAUUAUCAUCUUGCACUUAUCUACUUACAUCAUGGACAAUUUGAACAAGCUGAAAAUGCAGUGAAUAUAACUCUGAGUGGAAAAUGUUGUCUACCGCUCAAAUAUUACCAAUUAGAAUCAGUAAGAUUAGAUCCAAGUGUAUGGUUAUUACGUGGAAUUAUUCGUUUAUUGAAAUAUGAACCAAAUAAUAAUAGACGACAAAGUAUAUUAUAUGAAGCAUUAAAUGAUGUCUAUCAAGCUGAACAACUUAUUCGACUAGAAUAUAUUCUAAUUUAACAAAUUGGCCUCAUUUACAUUAUACUAAAGGUGAAAUUCUGUAUGAAUUAAAGUAUUUUAAGAAUGCUGAAGAAGAGUAUACAAAAGCGAUUAGCCUGUUACCAUCCAAUUCAUUUAUCUAUGAAGCACGUAGUAAAUGUCGUGAACAAAUGUUUUCUACUGGUUUAAUCAAUUCAUAUCAAUCUGCACUAAUCGAUUAUAGAUUAUCACUUUUAGCAAACAAUGAAAUAAUUCGAUGAUUCAGUAUUGAACAUUUAUUGAAACAGUCAUCUUCAAGGUCAUUUCACUGGGAAGUUAGUUACAUUUACCGCCACAUUUUUGCUCAACUGCGUUCAAUGUUUCAAUAGAUGGAAAAUUAUCAAUUUGUGUAACUGAAGUUGCGUAUUUUUCGUUUAUAUUGAUGUAUUUUAUGGUUCGUGAACUAGUUAUUCCCUCAAGUUUCAGUAAUUUUUGAUACUUUGUCAAGUUUUUUAAUAAACAUUCACACCCGCUUCCUUUAAAGAAGGAUAAUUUUUAUAAGAAAAUGUGAUGGUUAGUUUAAUUUUGAGAAGAUAAACAUUCUUUCAGUUGUUUAAUGAAUCAUAU
This is a messenger RNA of Heterobilharzia americana, 5461 nucleotides long. NCBI's taxonomy places the organism in Eukaryota, Metazoa, Platyhelminthes, Trematoda, Strigeidida, Schistosomatidae. The record is from the annotation of a GenBank genome assembly.